Molecule: messenger RNA, 936 nt
Organism: Sporothrix brasiliensis 5110
Lineage: Eukaryota; Fungi; Ascomycota; Sordariomycetes; Ophiostomatales; Ophiostomataceae
Exons: 3
Coding region: 1-936 (311 amino acids)
Source: RefSeq, a predicted model, not a curated record
AUGGCCGGCCGUCCCAUCUUUGUUGCGACUCAUCCCCGGUCGUGCUCGACUGCCUUUGAGCGUGUCUUCAUGACCCGUCCGGAUGACAUCUCGUGUGCCCAUGAGCCCUUUGGUGAUGCCUUUUACUUUGGUCCAGAGCGUCUCAGCGCUCGUUUUGCCGACGAGCCCAAGCUCCGCGAGGAGAGUGGCUUCACAAAGACUACUUACAAGGACGUCCUCGACAGCCUCCUGAAACAAGACAAGCGACUCUUUAUCAAGGACAUGGCCUACUACCUGUUUGCGCCCAAGGGCCACCCAACCAGCGUGGCCCCGUCUCUGGCUGACCAGGCCAACGGCGUCGACAAGCAGACCAGCGAUCGUGCUGCUAACCCGACCACCAUCCCGCUCAGCGCCCUGCAAAAGUUCCGUUUUGCAUUCCUGAUCCGCAACCCACGCCGCUCGAUCCCCUCAUACUAUCGCUGCACAGUGCCGCCUCUCGUUGAGACCACAAAAUUCAACGAGUUUAUGCCCUGCGAGGCCGGCUACAAAGAGCUGCGGCACCUCUUUGACUACCUGCGCGCGCAGGGACUGGUUUCUGACGACGACAUCACCAUCAUCGACGCAGACGACCUGCUCGACCGCCCGGCCGAGGGCAUCGAGGCGUUUUGCAAGGCCGUCGACCUCGACUUCCGCCCGGAGAUGCUGCAGUGGGACGACUCGGCACACCAAGAUCACGCCACGGCAGCCUUUGAAAAGUGGGCGGGCUGGCACAACGACGCGCUGGCGAGCACCGGCCUUAAGGCACGGACGUCGCAUAAGAAGACGCCGUCGGCCGACGAGGAGGAUGCCGAGUGGGCGUCCAAGUAUGGUGCCAAGGGCCAGAAGAUCAUCCGCGACUGUGUGGAUACCAACAUGCCCGACUAUGAGUACCUGAAGCAGUUUACGCUCAAGUUUUGA